AUUUAAAAUGGAGCUAAUGAACAAAAAGAGGGAGUUUAGUUGUCUCUUGCAUCCUCAUGAUGAUCAAGAACAAAUGCAACCUUCCCCCAAAAGAAUCAACUUCCUCUUUCUAUCUUGGUUUGUAGCUGAGAUUUCGUCUCCGAACUCGUUGGCCCAUUUUGAAACUUUUAUUCGACCCGUGGUACGUGAGGAGGUGGAGACAAAGGUGGUGGCUAAUAACCCCCGACAAGCAUGUUCUUUAAGAACUUCCCAACAUGAAGCUGAAUUCGUUGUCGGAGGUGGUGGGUCUAAAAUGGUGAAGCUGAAGCUAUGUUUCCUCAACAAGCUUCCCUCCACCAUUUUCACCUCCAACAACAUCGAAUCCGACAACGGCGAGCGACUACAAAUUGCACUAAUGGAUGUCACCGAUGAUUAUAAUCAUAAGAUUGUCGGGGCAGCACAUCCUUUGUCGUCACUCUUGGUCGAGGUGGUCGUGCUCAAUGGAGAAUUUGAUGGUGAAAGAACUCAAUGGAGUGUUCAAGAUUUUGAGAAAGGUAUUGUCACUCCAAGACCUGGAGGAGGGCCUUACCUCAAAAUUAAUGCUGAGAGGAUUCGUUUGAAAAAUGGACUUUUCUCGAUCAACAACUCCUUUAAUGUCAACUCUAAGAGGACGAGAACGGGAAGGUUUCGAUUGGGAGUAAAAGUCAUUGAUGAUGAGAUUUUGGGCAACAACAGCUACCCGAGAAUUAUAGAGGCUGUUUCUAACUCUUUUAGAGUCAGGGAGCGCAAAAGGCAAAGGUAAAGGCAAGACAUACAUGUACGAAUGACAGCGGCAUCGCGAGUAGAGAUUGUGAC
This is a messenger RNA of Cucurbita moschata (crookneck pumpkin), 834 nucleotides long. Its product is annotated as calmodulin-binding protein 60 G-like. Gene Ontology annotation, biological process: regulation of salicylic acid biosynthetic process. Gene Ontology annotation, cellular component: nucleus. The record is from RefSeq and is a predicted model, not a curated record. Lineage: Eukaryota; Viridiplantae; Streptophyta; Magnoliopsida; Cucurbitales; Cucurbitaceae. The transcript is spliced from 5 exons. Gene Ontology annotation, molecular function: sequence-specific DNA binding; DNA-binding transcription factor activity; calmodulin binding. Bases 8 to 781 code for a protein of 257 amino acids.